Molecule: messenger RNA, 516 nt
Organism: Paramecium sonneborni
Lineage: Eukaryota; Ciliophora; Oligohymenophorea; Peniculida; Parameciidae
Source: the annotation of a GenBank genome assembly
AUGAUAUUGACAAGACCAAACCCUCCACUUAAAAUCUUUAUAAUAAAGUUUUUAUUUAUAGGAUAAUCUUUAACAAGAGAUAAAGAAGGAACAAAAAAGAGUAUUAAGUUAUUGAUUACUCUACUCAGCGACCAUUACUUUGAAAUUCUGUAAAGAUCUCAAGCUAGAGUAUGAAUUAGACAUUUCGCUGAAUUAAACAAAAAUAAGUUCAUAAUAAUUCUGGCCAAAGCACAUAUAAAUUUAUAAAAUCUAUUCAAAAUUUGUAUUAAUUUAGAUAUGCACAUGAUACCAAACUAAAACUUAAAAAAAGGUGGUACAAAAAUUCAAACCAAAGAAUUAUCAGAAGAAGAAUUUAGAUAUCUAUUAGAAAUCUUAAAUGAAAUAUAUAAAUAUUUGAAAUAUAAGCUAAAUUAUUUUUGUAAAUAUGAUUUAUUAAAAGCCAAUAUUUUCCAUUAGGAUAGUCUGUUGUUUAUUUUUAUUUUUUAUUAAUUUAAAUAUGUCCGAUCAUCUAAGUGA